Messenger RNA from Enterobius vermicularis (human pinworm), 420 nucleotides. Lineage: Eukaryota; Metazoa; Nematoda; Chromadorea; Rhabditida; Oxyuridae. The record is from the annotation of a GenBank genome assembly.
AUGCUGUCUUUCAUAUAUGUUGUUCUCCUAAUUGUAAUCGUUGAUGUUCAACUGCUAGACGCUGAAGCACACACGUUCAUUUCGGGAGUUGUUAAUGGGGAACUUUACGAAGAUGUUUUGGUCAAUGAAGAUAGUCAAAAAAACUCUGAAAAUGGUCAACGGGUAAGACGUCAGCAUCAUUUUUGCAACAAAGCAAAACGUUCGAUUCCUAGAGUUGAAGGGACCGCUGAACUUCGGUCAAAUCGAGUACCACGUUACAAUUUUCCAAGUCAAGCAGAAAGUUCAAUAUUUCUGAUGAUUUUUUGUCAGCCAGCUGAACCGAAAAAGCCACAAUGCUACAAGAAUGCAGAUGGUCGUAACAAAUAUUUUUCGCUUGUUGGAAAAUUUAAAAAAGAACUUUUUAUUUUGCAGAGACUUUAG